Molecule: messenger RNA, 846 nt
Organism: Coccomyxa subellipsoidea C-169
Lineage: Eukaryota; Viridiplantae; Chlorophyta; Trebouxiophyceae; Coccomyxaceae
Product: splicing factor
Exons: 4
Coding region: 1-846 (281 amino acids)
Biological process (GO): mRNA cis splicing, via spliceosome
Cellular component (GO): precatalytic spliceosome
Molecular function (GO): RNA binding
Source: RefSeq, a predicted model, not a curated record
AUGUGUACAGUUGCAGGUGACCGAGGUCAGGGCCCGAGCUCAUCUAGCGUUGUUGUAGUCAGAGAGGAUGCAGAUGAGUAUGACCCAGGCCGUCCUAAUGAUUUUGAGGAAGUGCGGAGGUCCCGCGAGGUACAGCGCAAGGAAGCAGAGCUUGAAGUGGGGAGGCAGGAGCGUCUGAGAUUGGAGGCUCUUCAACAACAGGUGGGCAGAGAUCUUAUAAAUCUGAACAUAAGUGGAGAAGAAGCCUUCCUCCAGAGGGCACGGAUUAGCAACAGGGGAGGCACAUCAGGGGUCACAGGCAGAGAUUCUAAGGAUUCCAAAGGUCUUAGCUUUGCUGAGCGGAUGAUGGAAAAAAUGGGUUGGAAGGAGGGUCAGGGUCUGGGGAAAUCCAAGCAGGGCAUUGUCACGCCUCUCAUUGCGCAGAAGACAGAUUCACGCAGCGGUGUCAUUGUAAAUGCCUCGAGCAGUGCAGCUCAUCAAGACAAGCGGCCUCGCGUCGGAACCUCCUUCCAAGGUCCACCCAGCCGUGUGGUCCUAUUGCGCAACAUGGUGGGACCCGGGGAGGUGGACGAAGAGCUGGAGGAUGAAAUUGGGCUGGAGUGCUCCAAGUUUGGAAAUGUGCAGAGUGUCAUGAUUUUUGAGGUGACCGAGCCCGGAUUUCCUGCAGAACAGUCUGUGCGGAUAUUUGUGGAGUUUGACAGGGAAGAAGGGGCCACCAAGGCAGUGGUGGACCUGGGGGGCCGAUUCUUUGGUGGCCGCACGGUCCAGGCAACCUUCUUUGAUCUCAGCAGGUGGGGCCGCAAAGACUUGGCGCCAAAUGCCGAGGAGUUGUCAACUUUCAGAUGA